CCCGCUCCAGGCGGGGCGGAGCAGAGAGGCGGGGUUUAGUUACCGGAAGUUUAGCCGGAAAGGAAGUGGUGCCGGACCGGAAUUUGCACGAUGGGGAUCGGAGGGAAAAUCAACCGGCCCCGAACGGAGCUGCGCAAGAAGCUCUUCAAGCGGCGGCGGGAGCGGGCGCGGGGCCGGCGGCAGAAGCGGCGGUCGGUGUCGGUGCCCACGGGUCAGGCCCCGGUGUGGGGGAAGCGGCUGCGGAAGGAGCUGAAGCGGCUGCGGGCGCUGAAGGCGGCGGUGACCGAGGCGAAGCGGCCGCGGGAGGAGGAGGCGGGAAAGGGGAACGGCGACGUGGAGAUGGCGGAGGCGGCCCCGUGACAGCGGGGACACCCCGGUGACAGCGGGGACAUCCCGGUGCUCCCAUUGCCGCCAGUGGCGCCCGCUCACCGCGCUGGAAGCGCCCCGGUGCCCCCUCGGUGGUCCCGGUGUCCCCAGUCCCUCCCAGUCUGUCCCAGUACCCCCAGUAAAGGAUUUCUCUCAUCUGUC
Messenger RNA from Zonotrichia leucophrys gambelii, 528 nucleotides. It is a transcript of the gene CUNH11orf98, whose product is annotated as chromosome unknown C11orf98 homolog. The record is from RefSeq and is a predicted model, not a curated record. Lineage: Eukaryota; Metazoa; Chordata; Aves; Passeriformes; Passerellidae. Bases 91 to 360 code for a protein of 89 amino acids. The transcript is spliced from 4 exons.